AUGCACGUGACGCGACGUUUUUGCGUCGAGCUCGCAGUCAUGCGCGCGGGGCUCUCGGCGCUCGCGCGACGCGCGCGUGCGCCGUACGCGUCGAAUGCGAUACGCACGACGAACAGGCGAAGCGUCGUCGCGAACGGCGCGAAAAAACGGGAGAAAUCGACCGCGAACGAGGUGAUUCCGGGCGGCGCGAAAUUUCAUUUACUCGUCUCUCGCGACGAUUGCGUCGACGAUACCUCGCCCAGGCUCGAUGCGUACGUCGCGAGCAGCGUCGUGGAUGCCUCGGCGUCGCGCGCGCGCGUCGCGCGGGCGAUCAAGGCGAGCAUGGUGAAAGUGAAUGGAAAGACGGAGCGAAAGCCCGCGCGCGGCGUAAAACCGGGCGACAUCGUUGAGGGCGAGCUCGAGGGCGAGCGCCGGAGCGAGGCGAUUCCCGAGCCCUCGAUAGAGUUAGAUAUCGUUUAUGAGGACGAGAGCGUGCUGGUGGUGUGUAAACCGGCCGGAAUGGUGACGCAUCCGAGCGCGGGGCACGCGCGCGGGACGCUGGUGAACGCGGUGUUGGGACACUGCGACUUGCCAGAGUUGGUCGUUCCCACGGGACGGGUGUCGAACAGAAUGAACGAAGACGGUGAUUUUGACGACGACGACGGACCGUCGACGUCAGAGUCGGAUUCGGACGCGGAAUCUGCGUCGGAUUCGGACGACGACGCGGGUUCGAUUCGGCCGGGCAUUGUGCACAGGUUGGACCGCGGAACGAGUGGGGUCAUGGUCGUCGCGAAAGACGCUUCGGCGCACAAUUCUUUGUGCAAUCAGUUCGCAUCCAGGACCGUUCGUCGAAGGUACGUCGCCAUCCUAAGCGGGGUACCGAAGACGAGCAAAGGACGCAUUGAAGCGCCAGUCGGACGCGACCCCAAGGACAGGCUUCGCAUGGCCGUCACUCCAGGGAGCGGGCGAUACGCGGCGAGUAAUUACGAGGUCAUCGCCACUCUGGCGAGUGGUAACGCCUCUCUCGUCGAGUGGCGGCUCGAGACCGGACGCACGCACCAGAUCCGCGUGCACGCCAAACACAUCGGCCACCCGAUACUUGGCGACGAGGUCUACGGCGGUGGCGGCGGCGCCGCGGUUGAUGCCCUCGCGCGCCGCGGCGUGUUCGACCUAAAGGCUGCGAAAGCGCUCUUAUCGAGAAUUGACCGACCGAUGCUCCACGCGCGAACGCUCGGAUUCACCCAUCCGCGCACGGGAGAAGCCAUGGAUUUCAGCCGCGACCCACCCGAGGACUUUGACGCGUUCGCAUCCGCGCUCGCCGAGCGAUGA
Ostreococcus tauri is the source of this 1308-nucleotide messenger RNA. RefSeq names its product Pseudouridine synthase, RluC/RluD, conserved site. Gene Ontology annotation, biological process: pseudouridine synthesis. Gene Ontology annotation, molecular function: pseudouridine synthase activity; RNA binding. The record is from RefSeq and is a predicted model, not a curated record. The transcript has a single exon. The coding region runs from base 1 to 1308 and encodes 435 amino acids. Lineage: Eukaryota; Viridiplantae; Chlorophyta; Mamiellophyceae; Mamiellales; Bathycoccaceae.